AUGGAAAGCACCACCCAGAGCUCCAGCAAAGUCACAGUGUUGCCAGACCUCGCUUCUCGACUACCGCUGCGAAACCUCAAUUGGCACUCACCUCCAAGGCCAUUGCGCCAGAUUCGUUCCCUCCACGUCGACUUCGUUGCGGACACUGCGUCACAGAAUGGCAGGCCUGAGCUCGCUCGACAUGGCUCCAAUGGUCCGAAUAGCCUCGAUAUCGUUCGGAGCGGUGGAAAGAUUGUGCCGAAGGAGAGGCGGCAUCAAAUUCCAGGCUUCAGGACGAGUCCCUACUUGAAGGUCUACAUUCUUCGAUGCGAUGACAAGGAGGCAUACAAAGAGAAUGAUCGUCAAAGAAUACGGGAAUGGAUUCGCGGCAACGUCACAGCGAGUGGGAAGCGGGAUGAUCACGAUGCGUUCGAGUGGAUGAUACUGCAUGUGGUUAUACCUGGCACGGCUGCGGCGAGCGAACCAAGAUGGCGGGAGAGCUCAAACGACCCGGAUGAAUUGAAGGAGCGGAAAGGUGGUCCAAAGUGGCCUGGCAAAAACACACGGACAGUUUUUGACAGACUGCGGGCAGACUUCAAUGAGACCGGCAAGGCCGCCCAGGACCGUGUUUCGCAGAUUAGGCUGGUAAAGGAAAGAAUACCGGCAGAUCUCGUGUCGUUUCUGGAUGGCGUAACGACCCUCGAGGAGUCCGUACAGGAGCGCGAGAAUGCAUGGAACGAUGUAAUCACGAAACUGAAGACGCUCAUCCUGGCGCCCUUCGAUCGACGAGUCCGCCAUUACGAGGCCGACAUCGCGGAGCAAGAAGCUCGACGCUCUCUGCCAGGCUGGAAUUUCUGUACCUUCUUUAUCCACAAGGAAGGGCUGGCCAAGGCGCUUGAGAGCAUAGGCCUGGUUGAAGAUGCUCUCGCUCUGUACGACGAGCUUUCGCUCGGCUUGGAGUCCAUCAUACGGGACAUUGCUGCAGGCCGGGCUGAAGGGACAGCGACGAGCUUUGCACUCUUUACCGACGACAUCAAAGCCCGCAUUCUUGGGAGUCCCACACAAAGUACUGAUGAUGCACACGACGACACGAGAAACACGAAUAACGAUGCAGCGACUCUUUUUAGCAAGGACUAUCGAGAAAGCAUUCUAACGCGAAAUCGUAUCAGAUCGGGCAAAUCCAGUUACUCUCCUAGCGAAACUGAAAGCAUUGUUUGCUCGUGGAUCUGGGCAGUGGCUGGGCAGGUACUCGAGCAGACAGCAGCUCCUGCCUUACUGAAGCUCACCCAUCGCCACGGGCCUGACUCGUCGACGCUCACGAAUGGGACUCCCAAACGUGCCGAUCUCAGCAUGGGAAUGGGUGCCAAUACGCAUCCGCAGCGGACGGCCAGUCUAUCACGCCCAAAAAUUGAUCCGCUGGAACCUGGACAUCCGUUGUCUCGAGCAAGAAGUCAAGGUGACAGACCGCCAUCGAGCUCAGGCCUUGAAUUGAAGCACUUAGGUGGCCUGCCAGGUCAGGCCGAGCUCGCGACAUAUCGCGCGGAGCUGAUACUUGUCCGUCGUAAGAUGCUCGAACAGGUCGCGAGGUUGCACGGAUGGCAUGCUGGCCGGGAGUCCGCGAGAAGUAUGAAGCGACGAAGGCUCGAAGUUGUGGAUCUUCGUGAUGAGGCUGAGAUGGCUGACGGCAAUGCAACAUCGAGCUCUACAGUUCUUGGACCAAGUCUUCGGAGCGCACUGCGCACUCAGCAAAUUUUCGAAGCCACUUUCGAGCACUUGACAGAGCUGGCCAUUCGACACUACUUCACAGCAACUCAGAGCAAAUUCGUCGAAAGGUUGACGGGUGAUCUCGCGAUUCUCAAAUGUCAGCAAGCGAACUAUGAAAAAGCUGCAUCCUACUUCGAGAGUAUCGUAAAACUCACGGAAACGGAUAGCUGGACCACGGAUCUCGAGACGCUCAGCUCUUACUGCAAAUGUCUGAAGCAUCUGGAACGCAAUGCCGAUUACACACGAGUCGCUCUUCUACUUCUAUCCAAGAUAGUAGCCAGACGAAUAGAGCGCAAAGUCCCUCGCUCUCGCGCAGGCGGUCGAACCACCCGCGAUUCAACGACCGAUGCUUCAGAAGCCUGGUCCAACGCCGUGGAAGCUUCUGCAGUCCUGCCAGAUGAUAGUGUUCAUUCGAUGGGACGCUUCUUCUGCGAUGUGCGCCUCAAUCCGCAGUUGAGACAUGAUUCUGCUUCCGAUGGAUUCAGCUUAUCGUUCGAACUCACGAACGUCCUUGAUGAGGAGCUGUUAGUGGAUGAAGUGGCUGCUCGCUUGGUGAGCGCAGACGACCCGGGGUCCGAAAUCUGGUUGAGAAGUGAUGCUGGUCCCGUCAGGCUCGUAGUGGGUCGGAAUGAUAUUUCAGUCAAGACGUCGAUGGUGACGUAUGGCCCGUAUCUGGUCGACAAGAUUGUGGUGAGUGCCAACAAACUUCGCUUUGUGGAAGAGGUGCGACCCGAGCCGACUGCAUUGGUGUUGAACCUCACAGGUACAGGACCGCCUGUCGUCACUCCAGCCAAGACACCGCCCUUUGUUUUCGUAUAUCCGUCGGCAAAUGCAUUCAGCGCCGAUGUCAGACGCUCGAGGACUGUUCAUAUUGACAAGCGUCGACACUUCGAAAUCUCGCUUGAAGCGGGACGCGAUGCUGUACGAAACCUUGAAGUCAGACUGAAGCCAGCAACUGCUGGUUUACGCCUAUGGCUGGCAGACAUUAUUGCAAGCGGCAUCGAUCGAGCUUCGAGUCCAGGCAACAAGACUGGCGAGGUGCAGUUCGGAUCGCUUGACGCCCACGCUUCUGCAUCUGUCCAAAUACCAUACUCCGUGGAACAGGCGACAAAGGAACUCGCAGUCCGGCUUGAGGUUCGCUACACUACCGACAAAGACACUUUUACGUUCUUGCAGCCCUUCAAGAUCUUCAACAAGCUGCCCCUCGAUGUGGAUGUGGACGACGUGUUUCAUCUGAACGCUCUCUACUCGAAAUUCACAGUACGCGCAACGACACGCACACCGUUGUCUAUUCUGGAGGCACGACUUAGCGAUUCCACGGUGUACACCGUCGAGGCGCCUCCAGUGCUUCCUCUACCACUCGCUGUGUAUAGAUCGCACCCGUCCAAGCUCGUGUACAAGAUCUCACGCAAACCGUCAAUGGAGAGCGUCACUCUAAAGAAGGAUGCUGCCCUUGCUUUGGACCUAUGCUAUAUGCAAACAGACGAAAUGCUCGUGGCUUGCCUUCGCGAGCUGUUCCUGGAAGGUCUUGAGCAGAGUGCCUUCUCCCACUUGCAACGUCUGCUGCUCCCGUUAGUGAUUGAACGCUUUCAGCAGUCCAUUCAAGACUCGGAUCUUGAGAUGGCUGCCGUCAUCGGGGAGGUCAGAGUACCAGACUACGAGACUGUGGGCUGGUGGGAGCUCGUUCGAACUCUCCCAGAAAGCAUUCAGGAUGCGCUCGAAGCAUGGCUUCGAAGUUGGCACACACAGCACAGCGUUUUGACAGUGCGCGAGACCGCGACGAAAGCAACCAUGGCGCACAGGAUCACAAUCUCUGUGGAAGUGCCCAAUCUAGAUGUUGUGUUCAGCGCCGCUCUGACGCUGCCGCCAACUCCGCCUCUGAUUGAGGGAUACCCUCCGAUCUUCAAGAUAGGCGCACCCAUCAAGGCGGACCUGCAAAUCAAGCACACGAAGGACUGGAGUGCUAGAAGUAUAUUUCCAAACGUGCCGCGCGUCAAGCUGCACGGCCAAGACGAGGACGAUUCGACGUUCGUGGUCGACAUUGGAGCAGAUCCCGAUACGUGGUUAGUCGGUGGUCAACGACGCCGCCGCAUGAAGUUGGGAGAUGAACCAUUGAAGGCAAUCAGUGUGCUUCUGAUACCCUUGAGGGAGGGCAGACAUGCUCUCCCAGUCGUCGAGAUCUCACCUCAACCGACUGACGGCGACGCAAGCGGACCUGACGCUGGGGACAAGACGAUCUCAUGCGCGACUUACUUCGAAAGUGCCGGACAGUCUGUUCAGAUCGUUCGUGACAUGAGGACCUCCAGGGUCUAUAUCGAGGAGUUGCCGGUGGCUUCUUCGUCUCGACCGGACCAGUGA
This is a messenger RNA of Zymoseptoria tritici IPO323, 4101 nucleotides long. RefSeq lists its product as uncharacterized. The coding region runs from base 1 to 4101 and encodes 1366 amino acids. Gene Ontology annotation, cellular component: TRAPPII protein complex. The record is from RefSeq and is a predicted model, not a curated record. Gene Ontology annotation, biological process: early endosome to Golgi transport; intra-Golgi vesicle-mediated transport. Lineage: Eukaryota; Fungi; Ascomycota; Dothideomycetes; Mycosphaerellales; Mycosphaerellaceae. The transcript is spliced from 5 exons.